Aspergillus thermomutatus is the source of this 2271-nucleotide messenger RNA. RefSeq lists its product as uncharacterized. The record is from RefSeq and is a predicted model, not a curated record. The transcript has 2 exons. Bases 1 to 2271 code for a protein of 756 amino acids. NCBI's taxonomy places the organism in Eukaryota, Fungi, Ascomycota, Eurotiomycetes, Eurotiales, Aspergillaceae.
AUGCGUUUCUCAACAGUUCUCUCAGCUCUUUUGCUGUCCAGCACAGCGCUCGCAACUCCAGCGCAGGUAUCCUCACCAGUCGGUGCUUCAACACAAGGGAGUGUAGCAGAGGAACAGCCGGUAGCGCAGACAACAGCCGUAGCAGAGGCCACUCCUGUUGCGCAACAAAGUGCAAGCACCAACCAGCAGAAUGCCAACGCUGCCAACCAGGAGCAGAGCGCCAGCGUCAACACCCAAGCAGCAGCAGCACCCGCAACCAGUGCCAGCCCUCAGACCACUGAGAAUGCCGAAUCGCCGGCCAGCCAGACUGCCAGUCAGAAGGACGGCAACCCGCUGAAUAUCCUGACCAACCUGGUUCCAACGCACACUGCUGGUGAGCAAACCCAAAGUGUCUCUACGGCCGUUCCAACUACUGCCUCUGCGGAGAGCUCCUCUAACUCUGAGACUGCCACACGUGCAGCUGCGACAACCGCUGCCGCUAGUACCGCUUCAAGCUCGUCUUCGUCUGGGGGUGCAUCGGACGGGUUUUCUGGAAACAUCUUUCAAGAUCUGCAGAAUAUGUUACAAGGCAUUUCGGGCCUCCUGUCUCCCACCUUGCUGAAGGAUAUCGAAUCCUUCUUCCAUCACUUCGCAUACCUGUUCGAUGAUAAAACCACCGACCAGACCAAGUCUUUGAUCGAUACUGGAUACAACCUCCUCACUCCUGAGCUGACCAAGGAAGUACUGGGUCUCUUGAGUAACGCCAAUGCUUUGCUCACGCCUAGCUUUGUGAAUGAAACUCAAGAGCUCAUCGGCGCAGUCGGUCCGCUACUCACACCUCAACUGUUCAAGCAGAUUUCGACCCUGCUGAACAAUGGCAAUAACCUUCUGACCGCUGACUUCGUCAAGGAAGUCAACGGCUUGAUUGGUAACGCCAACACUUUGUUGACAGCUGAUUUCGUCAAGGAGACCCGCGCCCUUAUUGAGGCUGUUGGUCCUUUGUUGACACCUGAACUGUUCAAGCAGAUUUCAACUCUGCUGAACAACGGUAACAGCCUGCUGACUGCAGACUUUGUCAAGGAGGUCAAUGGUCUGAUUGGCAACGCCAACACCUUGUUGACAGCUGAUUUCGUCAAGGAGACUCGCGGCCUCAUUGAAGCUGUUGCUCCUGUUUUGACACCCGAGCUAUUCAAGCAGAUUGGCACUCUACUGGUUAAUGCCAACACUCUGUUGACUGCAGACUUUGUCAAGGAGAUCAAGCAGCUCAUCAAUGCUGUUGGUCCUCUGCUGUCGGCGGAUCUAUUCAAGGAGAUCAGCAGUCUGAUGACUAAUGCCAACGACCUGUUGACACCAGAGUUCGUCAAGGAGACUUCCAGCCUGAUUGGAGCCGUUGCUCCUUACAUCACUCCUCAACUGCUCAAGUCUGUCGGCGGCUUGUUGAACAACGCCAACGACCUGUUGACUCCAGACUUCGUCAAGGAAACCAAGAGCUUGAUCGGCGGUAUUGCUCCUGUGCUGACACCCGGCGUGCUCGCCGAGGUUGGUGCCUUGCUGACCAACGCCAACGAUCUUCUCACGCCAACCUUCGUCAAUGAAACCCAGGGCCUGAUUGGUGCUGUGGCACCAAACAUCACUCCUCAGCUCUUCAAGGAGAUCAGCAGCUUGCUGAAUAACGCCAACUCCUUGUUGUCCACUGACAGCGUGAAUGAGAUUCAAGGCCUGCUGAGCAACGCCAACGAUCUGCUGACACCCGACUUUGUCAAGGAGACAAAGAACCUGAUUGGCGAUGUCUCACCAGUCAUCACACCCGAGCUGCUGGGACAAGUCGGAGGCCUCCUGAAUAAUGCCAACAACCUACUCACACCCAAGUUUGUCAACGAGACACAAGACUUGAUCUACGAGGUCGCCCCUGUCAUCACUCCCGAGCUUCUGGCCGAAGUCGGCGGCCUGCUGAACAACGCCAACAAGCUCCUCACCACCAAGUUCGUCGAGGAAACUCAGAACCUGAUCGACAGCGUGGGACCUGCCCUGACCCCCGCCCUGUUCACCAACGUCACCUACGUCCUGGGCAAUGCCACCCAGUUGCUGACGCCCAAGUUCGUCAACGAGACAAGAGACCUGAUUGAUGAAGUCUCCCCGGUCAUCACGCCUGACCUGCUUGCAGAAGUCGGCGGUCUCCUCAACAACGCCAAUGAUCUUCUCACCCGGAAAUUCGUGAAUGAGACACAGAUCCUGAUCGAGGAUGCAUCUGAGUUGCUCCCCGUCCUCGUGAAGAUCUUGGGCACUUUGUAA